CUUUCAAGGAAAGCAAUGUUGUUUUCACUGACAGUACUCCCAGCUUUGCAAAUGGCUAUAUUAAAGUUGAAUUCUAUAUUAAAUUGACCGGAAUACAGACAGUUUUUCCCGGAGCACAGCCAUUUUAUGUGAUAAGAAAAUCCUCCCUUAUAAAUAUGACUGAAAGUGGAGUGGCUGAAUUGAACUCUUCAUUGGGAUUUACAACAUCAUUUAUUGAUGGCGAAUUGAUUGCUGGAGGAGUUGAUUACUCAAUGGAGAAGAUUGUCUUACCAAUUACAUUUAUUGUGUUUCUGAUUUUGUUAAUAGUAGUCUACGCAUGUGAAAAAACACAUGAUGAAAUAGAGGAGCUAAAAAGAAGGCACGGGCAUGGAAGCAAGACAAGGGUUUCUCCUGGUAUAGAAAUGCACAAGGUCGACAAUCAAUGCGAGACAGAAAAUCAUAAAGGUGACAAAGAUAUUAGAAUUAGAGAUGACAGUCAGAAACACCAACAGUUCUCUGCAGAUUCUUCUGACUCUAGUUGCGAUGAUGUCGAUUCUCCAGGUUUGAACCCUGAGUCAAAAUACAACGACAGUGUUUAUGGUCACCAUGGACACGUUCCUCGAAUUGGAUUACCUACUGGCCCAACACCAUACGCCUACCCAAGAAGGCCUGUCAAAGUAAAAAACCUGGAGGAAUCGCCGCCACCAGGCUAUGAUGAACCACAACAGAAUGCUAUACCUGUACAAGAUCCACCUUCUCAGAAACAAACCGUGGAAAAGCCACCUUUGUUGGAGUCUGUGGUAGGGCCACCUGCAAUACAGCACACAACACCUGCAAAACAGUCACCAGCUCCUACUAAAAGAUUACCUCCUCUGAUUGCAGUCAAUAAUUCAGAUGCUGUGGAGCAAUUGAAUGGAGUUCAUCAACCAAUGCAGGCUGCCCCAGUCAGAACCAGAGGGCAUCGUCAAAAACCUGACAAAGCAACUCCAAACGGAGAUCAAGCACCAGCAGAAGAAAUCAGUCAGCCUGUUCUAAAAGAUACACCACCAUCAGACCGUGAAAUGUUUGUUGAAUUGCAGACAAAUGCUUCAAAAUCUCCCAAUAGUGAGGUUAGAGAAGCACCAAAAAAGAAACACAAGAAACAUAAGAAGAAAAAGCACAAUACGGGUGAAGAAGAGGAAGAAGAACUAUGCGGUGAUGAUGAAAUGCUACAGAAAAGAAAGAAACAUCGCAAAAAGAAGAAGAAAAAACAUCGCCAUAGACACUCUGAUGAAGAUGAUGAUGAGAAUUGAGAGAGGAGAAUUUUUUUCAGCAUUCAAUGAAGAUUAAAUGGUUGUUCAAAAUUUGCUCUUAUACAAAUCAGUUGUAACAUUUCGCCAAUAUCAGUAUCAUCUAAAUCAAAACAUAUGAAAAAAAGAUGUUCUUUAUAAUUUAGCAAGGGGGUAUUAUUAUUUAUACUGCCUUAUUUAUAGUAUUUGUUUUAUGAAUAUGUUGUAGGUCCAGAAUAAGUUUAUUUGUAUACGAACAUGAGAAUGAAGAUAUCGACAAACAUGUGAUAUAGAAUAUUUUUAUCAUUAACUAAAAUAGUAUUGAUAAAAAUACAGUAGAACCCCUACUAAGGGGACACAUUCGGGACCAAAAAAGUGUCCGCAUAGGGCUGUCCCCUAAAUAGGUGUUGGCUUUAGUGUUAAAAUAUAUACUUUCACUCGUUUUAUGACUAAAAAAGUGUCCCUUAAUAGGGGUGUUCCUUAAUAGGGGUGUCCCAAAGUAGGAGUUCUACUGUACUAGUAAACUAAAUAAGGUAUUAUUAUUACUUACUUACUUAUUUGUGUUAUUUAAUAUCAUUUUCACUGAAAUUUCUAUUGAAUAAUCACCAUCUUGUCACUUCAAUAUCAUUCAUUGAUGCUAAUAAUUUU
This is a messenger RNA of Anneissia japonica, 1895 nucleotides long. RefSeq lists its product as uncharacterized. NCBI's taxonomy places the organism in Eukaryota, Metazoa, Echinodermata, Crinoidea, Comatulida, Comatulidae. The transcript is spliced from 4 exons. The record is from RefSeq and is a predicted model, not a curated record. The coding region runs from base 156 to 1271 and encodes 371 amino acids.